This is a messenger RNA of Trypanosoma theileri, 357 nucleotides long. RefSeq lists its product as uncharacterized. The transcript has a single exon. NCBI's taxonomy places the organism in Eukaryota, Euglenozoa, Kinetoplastea, Trypanosomatida, Trypanosomatidae. The record is from RefSeq and is a predicted model, not a curated record. The annotation marks the transcript as partial.
AUGGAGGUGGAUAAGCAUGAUGAAGCUCGACGCGAUCCUGGGCGUCCUUUGUUGUACCGUGGACAAUCAGAGAAAUCACUAGAUGGCCAACGUGGAGUUGCAUCCAUUUCCCGACAAGUGAACUCAUUAGGAGGAAGAGGAGGAGUAGGAAAGAAAACUGCCGAGUCAAUCCCAUCAACCAACACUCCUCAUAUUACUGGGGGUGGUGCGAUGAAUGAAAAGACGUCAGCAACACUCUCCAAGCACACACCAAGAGAAGGAAAGGAAUAUACAAACAACAAGAAUAAUAAUCCCAUGUCUGGAACAGCAUUAAGCGACUAUACACAUACUUCACAAUUUUUGGAAGGAGAUGCAUUA